Rhododendron vialii is the source of this 1687-nucleotide messenger RNA. RefSeq lists its product as uncharacterized. Lineage: Eukaryota; Viridiplantae; Streptophyta; Magnoliopsida; Ericales; Ericaceae. Bases 453 to 1241 code for a protein of 262 amino acids. The record is from RefSeq and is a predicted model, not a curated record. The transcript has a single exon.
UAAACGCAACUACACAAUCGUUUGGCCAAGUGCGCCCAUUCGCUAUCAUCAGCUAGAUAACAUAUUUUUCAUGUUGGCAACGCCCCUUUGGAAAGAAAAACCAUGGCUCUUUAAUUCCCCUCUCUCUCUCUCUCUCUCACCAAAAGUUCCAUUGGAAACCCCUAUAUAUGCCACCCUUUUCAAAGCCUUUCGGUGACCAAUUCAGUGGCUUUCACUCAUUACUCUUCUUUUUCUCAUCAUGUAGAUCUCCACCAUUCUCUGCCUCUCUAAAACAGAGAAUAAACAGAGCAUGUAUCAAUUCAUCAACAUUCUCUGAUGUCCCAACGCUUAAUUCUUUCAAUUACUCCACAAAACCAAAACCCAACUCAUAUAUUUCCACAACCCAACAAUUUCCCUCACUUUCUCUCAACUCCAAUCCAAACACCACCGACAUUGUUUGACUAUCAAACACCAUGGCAGUUGAUGUGUGCUCAGAGAUUUCUAGUUUAUGCGCAAGUCCUAGGCUCUCAUUCUCUCGUGAUCGCAAUGAAACCGACACCCGACGAUUGGAUUCCUCCCUCUUGGAUCCCGGUUUCGAUUUCGAUUUCUCCAUCGACAACACCAGAUUCAACCAAGAACUUCCCUCCGCCGAUGAGCUCUUCUCCGACGGCAAGAUUCUCCCAAUCGAAAUCAACAAGACCGCCGCAACAGCGACGAAAAAAGCCCAUCACUCCAAAACAAGUGCUUUCCCCACCAGGCCUGGUACAAUUACGAGAAGUACUAGCAAAAGUGCCAUUGAGGAUACCGAGAAGAAAAGAUUGAUAGAGUUCUUAUCCAUGGAGUAUGAUGAAGAAGAGGCAAAGCAGCCAGUAUCGAAAUCCUUUUGGCAGUUCAGACGAAGCACUAGUCUGAACUGCGAUAAUGGCCAUAGCGCAAGCCUAAUCCGAUCGCUACAGUUUCUUUCGCGAAGCCACUCGACCGGUUCAGCGCCGAAUCCGAAAAGAAGGGCGGUUUCGAAGUACACCCAGAAGCAGAAUUCGUUAAAGGAACCACCAGCGGCCGCCUUUUCGCCGCCUUCUCAUUAUGGGUAUUACCCGUAUAAUUCGUCGAAAAGGCCUCCACGGAAGAAGAACUGCAGCAGAUCUUAUGGUUAUGGCGUUCGGAUUAGUCCUGUUUUGAAUAUUCCACCUAGUUGUAUGGCUGGAGGAAGUGCGAGUCUGUUUGGAUUGAUCUGUAUUUGUAAGGCUAAAAAGAAGAAGUAACGUUCUUAUGCACAAAUCGGCUCUUUUUGUUUUGUUAGUUUCGUCCGGGAACCCUCCUUCCUUUAUUUCUUAGUAAUUCCUCUAUUCUAUGUCACUCGGGCAUAGAGAAAUUAUUGGACAGAUACACUGUACUCGAUCAUUGGAUCAAAUGUCCCCGGAAGCAAGGAGAAUGCCUGCGUGUUUCAACGAGAACACUGAAAAAGCCGAAUUCAGCUCUACGAAAGAUGGCCAAAGUACGGCUAUCGACAUGAUAUUAUAUUAGCUCAAAAUCACGACGAGGAGAGAUUCUGAUGGGUCGCUUCGGUCUAAAUACAUUAUAAUCAUGUCUGUGUGUUUGUGAUUGGAUUUUUAAAGUACGGUUUUCUUGAGAUUUCUUAGCUGCAUAUCAAACUUUGCAGUUCAUGAUGUUUUUUGAUAAUGGACAGUAGACAGAUCAAUUGGUGCAA